Molecule: messenger RNA, 2499 nt
Organism: Thermochaetoides thermophila DSM 1495
Lineage: Eukaryota; Fungi; Ascomycota; Sordariomycetes; Sordariales; Chaetomiaceae
Product: multiple RNA-binding domain-containing protein
Exons: 3
Coding region: 1-2499 (832 amino acids)
Cellular component (GO): ribonucleoprotein complex; nucleus; cytoplasm
Molecular function (GO): mRNA binding
Source: RefSeq, a predicted model, not a curated record
AUGCAGUCGUCCAGAAUUUUUGUCAAGAACCUGCCGCCAAAUAUCACCGAGAGUGAUUUUCGCAAACACUUUGCGGUUCAAGGCCGACAGGUCACCGAUGUCAAGCUGUACCCCAGCCGUCGAAUCGGUUUUAUUGGUUACAAGUCGGCCGAAGAUGCUGCAUGGGCAGUGAAGUACUUCAAUAAAACAUUCAUUCGGCUGUCCAGGAUUGCUGUUGACUUGGCCAAGCCGAUUGCAGACUCUAUUCCGAAGAAUGGUGCUAAGCUAACCCCAGCGAAUGGCAGUGCCAGAAUAUCCCUUCACAAUGCUCCUGCAUCUGGGAUAGGGCAGGCCGAAGAUGGGAAUUCCAAAAAGCGGAAGCGGGAAGAGCCUGCCGAGGAGGCCGACCCAAAGCUACGGGAGUUCCUUGAAGUUAUGGGCCAUACCUCCAAGAAGUUGAGAGAUCAAGAUGUUCCCAGCGCUGAGCCGCAAUCAGAGCCAGUGGCCACGGUUGCCGGCGGCGAAAGCGACGACGAAUAUGACGACGUUGCAGUACGCAAGAAAUCUCAAAGCGACAAUACUGUUGGCCACAGCAUGCCAUCAGCCGCACGUGCGGUAACCGCAGAGCUCCCCAUUGGCGCGCCGCCGCCAGAGGAGCUAAAGGUUCCGGUACCUCCACCUGUUCCUGCAGAUACCACGGAUGAUGACUGGCUUCGGUCGAGGACAAAUCGCCUGCUUGAUCUUGUAGAUCCUGACGAUCCACAAUUUCCUAUACGACCUGUAUCAUCUAUGCCCGCAGCUGCUACUGCCCUCAAAGCGGAAGAGCAUCCUCCUGGGGAAAAUGCUGUUUUGUUAAAGCCUGACAAAGCAGGCGAUGCCUCGGUUAAGGAUAAAGCUGCAGAGCAGCACGGGAGCAUGGAAGAUGCGAUAGCCACAAUCAACAAGACGCGCAGGCUUUUUCUGAGGAACCUUUCUUACACUACCACUGAAGACGACUUGAGGGAGCACUUUAGCCGUUUUGGUGCUCUUGAAGAGGUUAAUCUUCCACUUGAUAAUCAGAACCGAAGUAAGGGUUUCGCCAUGAUUCGGUUUGAAAAACCCGAGGCUGCAGUCGCUGCAUUCCAGCUUGACGGCUCUACCUUCCAAGGGCGGCUCCUCCACAUCCUCCCUGCUGCUCCCAAGCGGGAGUUCAAGCUUGACGAAUUCGCCCUGUCGAAGCUUCCCCUCAAGAAACAACUGCUACUGAAGAAAAAGGCCGAGGCCGCCUCGAGCACAUUCAACUGGAAUUCUCUGUUCAUGAGUCAAGACGCCGUCAAUACCGCUGUAGCAGAACGCCUUGGCAUCUCCAAACAUGAGCUUUUGGAUCCCACGGAUGCAUCUGCUGCUGUGAAACAGGCAAUUGCGGAGACCAGUGUGAUUCAAGAAGCAAAGACCUACUUCGCAAAGCAUGGCGUUAACAUUGAGGCCUUCAAGAACCAGCAGCGUGGUGACACAGUCAUUCUAGUGAAGAAUAUUAAAAACACAACUGCUGAGGAGCUGAGAGACCUUUUUGCAGAGCAUGGUAGUGUCCUGAGAGUGCUGAUGCCACCGAGUGGCACUAUUGCCAUUGUUCAGUUUGCGCAACCCGCAGCCUGCCGCGCGGCCUUUGCAAAAAAGGCUUACUCACGCUUCAAAGACUCGGUCUUGUUCCUUGAAAAGGGCCCGAAGGGGCUUUUCACAGACACUCCACCUCUACAACAAGGCAACCAGACUACUGGGGUUCAGAAGCUGUCAGCUGCUGAGUUGCUGGCACGCGACGACGCGGAGGAAGAGAGCACGGUUGAGACAAGCUCGCUUUAUGUCCGCAAUCUUAACUUUUCUACAACCUCCGAAGGUCUGGCCAAUGCCUUCAAGCACCUGGAUGGCUUUGUUAGUGCGACGGUCAAGACCAAACCUGAUCCUAAGAAGCCAGGUCAGGUACUUAGCAUGGGUUUUGGUUUCUGUGUAUUCAGAACCAAGGAGCAAGCACAGGCGGCUCUCAAGGCCAUGGAUGGCACCGUCCUUGACGGCUACAAGCUCGUGAUCAAGGCAUCGCACAGGGGUCUGGAUGCGGCCGAGGAACGCAGGCGGGAGGAUCUUGCCAAAAAGGCAGCUGUCGUCAAGAGGAAAAUUGUGAUCAAGAACUUGCCCUUUCAAGCAACCAAAAAGGACAUUCGGGAUCUUUUUGGCACGUAUGGGAAACUCGUGGCUGUCCGAGUCCCAAAGAAAUUCAACUCUCAAUCACGCGGGUUUGCUUUUGCUGAAUUUGCCACGGCAAAGGAGGCGCUUAACGCACUCACUGCACUUAAGGAUACUCAUCUGCUUGGACGGCGUCUGGUUCUAGACUUCGCAGAAGCUGAUGAAGUCGAUCCAGAGGAGCAGAUCAAGGCCAUGGAGAAAAAGACACGGGAUCAGUUGAACAAGGUCACUUUACAACAGUUGACAGGGGGAGGAAGGAAAAAGAUCAACAUUGGGGGAGACCAUGAUGAAGAUGAGCGAUGA